AUGACCAACUUGGAAUGGCUCCGACGAGAGCGCUUCGUCGUCACAACAUCUCCCCUGGCCGCUGUGCUCCUGUUCCUCGCCGCCGUGUUCGUCAUAGAAUACCUCAAGGCGCUCGUCGAGGUCGGGAGCGACACGCUGAGGGAGGCGCUGAACAUUAUGACCAUGGUAGCGAUGGAGUACCUGGACGUGCUUCGGCUGCCUACUUUGGCCGACAUGACGACCCGAAAUAUGUCUUGCGCCGUGGCCUAG
Molecule: messenger RNA, 249 nt
Organism: Colletotrichum destructivum
Lineage: Eukaryota; Fungi; Ascomycota; Sordariomycetes; Glomerellales; Glomerellaceae
Exons: 3
Coding region: 1-249 (82 amino acids)
Source: RefSeq, a predicted model, not a curated record